Zophobas morio is the source of this 1116-nucleotide messenger RNA. Its product is annotated as E3 ubiquitin-protein ligase RNF25. Gene Ontology annotation, molecular function: ubiquitin protein ligase activity; protein binding. The record is from RefSeq and is a predicted model, not a curated record. The transcript is spliced from 5 exons. Gene Ontology annotation, biological process: protein ubiquitination. Lineage: Eukaryota; Metazoa; Arthropoda; Insecta; Coleoptera; Tenebrionidae. The coding region runs from base 80 to 964 and encodes 294 amino acids. Gene Ontology annotation, cellular component: nucleus.
GACAGCGCUGUGACAGCUGAAGCAUAUAAAAUUGAAUUUUCCUUCUAAUAUUGAUUAAUCUGAAUCCAAUCUAAUAAAAAUGUCGUUAAAUGAAAGGGUACAAGAGGAAAUCGAAGCUUUGGAGGCGAUAUUGAUGGACGAUAUUUCCAUCUCAUACAAAGAAGACGGCUGCCCGGAACUAGUCAAAUCUACGAUAUUCCCGUCGACCGCAGACGACCCCGACAAGCAAUACGUCUGUGUUACUUUAGAAGUUAAGUUACCUGAAGAAUACCCGGAUUGUGAGCCGGUCGUGCAAUUGAGGAACCCGAGGGGGCUCGACGAUACGAAUUUAAACCACUUGUAUAGAGCCAUUAAGGACAAAUGUAACGAAUUCAUAGGGCAGCCUGUCAUUUAUGAGUUAAUAGAGUUAAUUAGAGAGAAUCUCACUGAAAGUAAUUUACCUACUUGCCAUUGCGCUGUGUGUCUGUACGGAUUUACAGAAGGUGAUAGUUUUACUAAGACUCAAUGUUUCCACUACUUCCAUUCCUAUUGUCUUGCGAUGCACUUGAUCACGACGGAAAAACACUUCGUCGAGGAGCAGGAGAAGUUGCCCGCUUGGCAGAAAAGCACCAAGGGGUUUCAAGCUUCGUGUCCGGUUUGUCGCGAACCAAUUAACUGUGAUGUCCAAGAACUGAAGAACGCUCUUCCACCGAGGGAACUUGAAAAAGCUCAAAACUUUGAAGUUACCAAAGAGUUGCAGACGCUGCAAGCACAAAUGCGCAAGCUGUUCAUUUAUCAGAAGAGCCGCGGCGGAAUUAUCGAUGUAGAAGCUGAAGAGAACAAGUUAUUGUUGAUAACGGAGUCCCCAGACAGCUCCCCGGGUGACGAUCCAGGACCCAGCCUGCCUCAGGGGGAGCCCAUGGGCGACGGGGUGUUCGCGCGCAGCAGGUGCGACCCAAGGGAUAACUCAAAUGCCAGCAGGUGACCAAGGUGUUCAAUGUCAAAAAACGUACGUGUCAUAUUGAAAUCAUACUCGUUCUACAUGUUGCUCUAGUGAAGGUAUAAAAUUACUUAGGAAUAUGUAAAUGUAUUUAAUUUAUUUUAUAAAACUUAUUAUUAAUAAAUAGAAUAGAUCAA